CUCCAAUAUCCGCACACACAGGGCGCUCGUCCGCUCUCCCCGUCUCCAGCGCAAGGCCGCAGCAGCAGCACCAGCACCAGCGCCAGCGCCAACAGCAGCAACAGCCUCCCCGCGAGACCAAUCCCUCCUCCGUCGUCCUCCCUCGGCGCACAGCCCCGAACCCUUCGCUAUCGAAUCCACACCCGCCCAGCAUCAUCCGUCAUGUCAGGCGUCGGCAAGAGUGUUAUGCGCACGGCCAAAAACCUCGUCAAGGGGUAUUCGGACUUGCAGAUCAAAGUCCGCACGGCCACGUCCAACGAUGCUUGGGGCCCUUCUGCCAAGCUGAUGGAUGAAAUCUCAAGCUCUACCUACACCCAACGAGAGUUUCUGGAAAUCAUGGAGAUCCUGGACAAGCGUCUGAAUGAUUCUGGCAAGAACUGGAGACAUGUGUACAAGUCGCUGAUUCUCACGGAUUACAUACUGAGAAACGGCUCUGAUCUGGUUGUCGAGUAUUUCAAAGAAAACAUCCACAUCAUUCAGACCUUGAAGGAGUUCCAGUACUUUGACGACGACGGUCGCGACCAAGGCUCGUUGGUCCGCUCAAAGUGCAAAGAAGUCACCGCCCUGCUGAACGACGAGGAGCGUCUGCGUGACGCCCGCACCAAUCGCCGUGGCCGAAGCAACUACGUUGGCGACUCGGACUACGGCAGCGGGCACUAUGGCGAAAGCGGCGGUAACUUUGCUGAUACCGACAUGCGCCGUGCCCUUGAAGAAAGCAAAAAGACGGCCACGGCCGAGGAGCGACGUCGCCUCGAAGGCUUGAAGAACGAGGCUGAACUUCAGCGAGCGCUUGAGAUGAGCGAAAAGGAAGCCAUCGAGCGACGAAAGAUGCAAGCACACAUGACCGGAAGCACCGUAGCCGAGCACCGGACCGGAGACCCCGUCCUGAUUGACUUUUUCUCAAGCACCGCCGAGGUCCCAGCCCCCAACCUCGCCAACUCGGAUCCCUUUGGUCUCCAAAACCAGCUCUACCAACAACAGAUGCUUCAGCAGCAGUUGGCACAGCAGCAGCUUCUUCAGCAACAGCUUGAACAGCAGCAGCUUCAGCAGCAGUACCUGAUCCAACAGCAACAACAGCAGCAGUUGCUUGCCCAGCAGCAGCAACAGCAGCAGCUCCUCGCCCAGCAACAGCAACAACAGGCCAUGGCUAACGCUGCCGCCGCUGCUAACUCGGCCGCCAACCCGUUUGCGGGACUGCAGCCUCUGUCUGCCUCAGCCGCCAACCCCUUCAUCAACAAGCCUGUCGUGAUCCCUCCCAAAACCGAAGACCAUCUCGUCGAUCUCACUCGAAGCAACAACGCCAACAUCGAUCCGUUUGCAAGUCUAUCGGGCAGCAAGCCUAUCCAACCUGCUCUGACCUCGGGGGUUCCCACAAGCCCCAACAUCUUUGGGGGUGCAGCUGUCGGCAAGCCUGCGGGUGCUUCUGCUUCCGGCGACCCGUUUGCCUCCCUGGGUGGACUAAACUCGCAGUCCACAAGAAGCCCUGCCUUGAGCAGCUCGUCGCCCCAAGAUAUCUUUGCGUCAAGCAGAAAGACCACCCCGGCGUUCUCGGGGCUGGAUCCGCUCCAGUCGGCCAAGCCGGUCAGCAACGGCGGCUUCGGUCCCCAGGUUUCCCAGAACCCAUUUGCCUCCUCCGCACCCGCCGCGACCAGCAAUGCCUUCCAGUGGGAAGCUCCCAAGCCGGCCCAGCCCACGCUUUCGCAGCUCUCUGCCCAGGGCGGAUCCAACCUGCUCGGGGCCAACAGCUCGGCCGCAAACGCCUUCGGCGGCAUCUCGGGAACUGCCUCGCCCUUCAGCGGAGCGAGCAGCGUCUCGGGGGCCUCGGGCAUCUCUGGAUUCUCGUCCUUCAACCCCUCGCCCUAUACCGGAGCCGCCAGUCUCUCGACUGGCAGCGCCGGUGGGUUCGGAGGACAGGAUCCGUUCGCCUCUCUCGCACCCCAGAGCGCCAGCACACAACCAUUUGGCUUCCAACAACAACAACAACAACAACAGCAGCAGCAGCAGCCGUUCGGUCUCCAGCAACAGCAACCUUUUGCUGCCCAGCAACAGCAGCCGUUCGGCAACCAGAACCUCUUCCAGACCCAGGCUAACAGCGCACCGAAUCCCUUCUUCUAGGAGACUACUCCUGAGUCGAGUAACGCUGUUGCUGCCGCCAGAGUUGUCCGUCGUCGUUCUCGUUUCUUCGUCCGAUGCUGCGACAGGACAAGCUGCAUACGUAUCUCGUUUGAAUAUAAGCAUCGUGGAGUCGCUACCGCUGAUUCA
Polychytrium aggregatum is the source of this 2301-nucleotide messenger RNA. RefSeq lists its product as uncharacterized. The record is from RefSeq and is a predicted model, not a curated record. Gene Ontology annotation, biological process: endocytosis. NCBI's taxonomy places the organism in Eukaryota, Fungi, Chytridiomycota, Chytridiomycetes, Polychytriales. Gene Ontology annotation, molecular function: clathrin binding; phospholipid binding. Bases 202 to 2154 code for a protein of 650 amino acids. The transcript is spliced from 12 exons. Gene Ontology annotation, cellular component: endosome; clathrin vesicle coat; plasma membrane.